This is a messenger RNA of Penaeus vannamei (Pacific white shrimp), 735 nucleotides long. Lineage: Eukaryota; Metazoa; Arthropoda; Malacostraca; Decapoda; Penaeidae. The record is from RefSeq and is a predicted model, not a curated record.
AUGUCACCGCAGAGACCUGUCUGGAAAUCAAAGAUGAACCGUUAUGCAGAUGAAACGUGGAAUGAAAUGGGCGACAUGUUCAUCAGGCGAUGCAGAAGGAGUCUUAAGAAUAAAGACCUAAAAGUGGAAGCAACAUUGAAAUAUUUUGUAUGUGAGCUGUGUGGCAAGAAAUUCACUCGAAAAAAUCAUAUUCAUUUUCAUAUGAGAGUUCACACAAAGGAGAAGCCAUGCGUCUGUGACAUUUGCAAGAAGGCCUGUUCAGAAAAAGCUAAUCUAGUGACACACAUGAGGGUGCAUACAAAGGAGAAGCCAUACAUCUGUGAAAUUUGCAAUAAGGCCUUCUCACGGAAAAGUUCUAUGAAGGGCUUCUCAGAAAAAUGUAGUCUAGUGAAUCACAUGAGAGUACAUACAAAGGAGAAGCCAUACAUCUGUGAGAUUUGCAACAUGGCCUCAACGAAAGGUGAUCUAGUCAAUAAUAUCAGAGUACAUAUAAAGGAGAAGCCAUACGUCUGUAAAAUUUGCUACAAGGCCUUCUCAGAAAAAGGUACUCUAGUUAAACAUAUCGGAGCACAUACAAAGGAGAAGCCAUACACCCGUGAGAUUUGCAACAAGGCCUUCUCAGUAAAAUAUAGUCUAGUGAAAAGUACAUAUAAAUGUGUGAUUUGCAAAAAUGCCUUCUCAGAGAAAGGUAACCUAGAGCAACACAUGAGAGUACAUACAAAGGAGAAGCCAUAA